Colletotrichum lupini is the source of this 4794-nucleotide messenger RNA. RefSeq lists its product as uncharacterized. Gene Ontology annotation, molecular function: FAD binding; ATP binding; protein kinase activity. The transcript is spliced from 12 exons. Gene Ontology annotation, biological process: protein phosphorylation; cholesterol biosynthetic process. The record is from RefSeq and is a predicted model, not a curated record. Lineage: Eukaryota; Fungi; Ascomycota; Sordariomycetes; Glomerellales; Glomerellaceae. Bases 1 to 4794 code for a protein of 1597 amino acids. Gene Ontology annotation, cellular component: cytoplasm.
AUGACACGGCAGGCCGCAUGCAUGACGCCGGCUAGUUAUUGCAAAGACAACUUGAUGUGGAUAUUCCGCCGCAGCGCCCAGCCUGUUCGCUCAAUUCCUAAGCCUCGAACGCCGCAUCCCAUGGAUCAGUACAUGUAUCACCCCAGACCUUAUCUGAUGCACAAUACAGUUCUCAACCCAAUUCUUGGCUCGCGUUCGGGCAUCUCGGUUCUAGAGAUUGGACCUGGACCGCGGAGCGUGCUUGAAGAUCUGCCCCGUGAUAUGAAGCGAAAGAUCAAACGGUACACUGCUUUUGAGCCAAAUAGUCUGUUUGCUUCAAGAUUAGAAGCAGGUCUUCUAUCAACUGAGGAGGCUGCCCUGCCAUGUCUUGAGACGGGCCCCGACAUUAGGAAGGCUCCGUUCGAUCCUGAGAAUUCACUCAAGGCCCUGGGAGACGAUAAGUUUGAUAUCAUUCUGUUUUGUCACAGCAUGUACGGCAUGACCCCUAAAGAGGACUAUAUCUGUGCCGCACUUGGUCUUCUCGACGAACACACAGCAAACAGCAGAGCCAUACUUUUCCGUAGAGAUGGCCCGCUCGGCCUGGCUAGUCUGGUCCCUCAUCAAACCUUCAACUUCCAGACCGGUAAAGUUCGCGUGGCAGACACCAAUGAUUCGGUCGACUCUUUCGCCUCAUUCAUUGCAGGCUUUGUGCCAAAGUCUGACAAAGUUCUACAAGAAUGGCGGGAAAAUUGCCGCGCAGUCGGCCGCCGCGACAUUGACGACCUCGUCUUCGCUGCGCCUGAUAUCAUGAUGACCUUCUCGCGACACUCGACCGCGCUACCAGAAUUGACUUCACAGUUGCCGGUAACUGCUGGGGACGUGCAUGUCAAGAACCGGGAAGCUCGUCUCUAUUGUCCCGCCUCUAUGAUCAGACCAGGACACAUUCAUCAAGUUCAGGAGUGUGUUCGAUGGGCUUUGGAGCACCGAACUGCGUUGACAGUCGUGGGUGGUGGACACAGCGGUCAUUGUGUCUGGCCUCAAACUGUCGCCAUUGACAUGAGCGCCUUCAAUCAUGUCCAUGUUGUUACAGGGGAAGCUGGACGCCUGGUCAUGGCCGGUGCCGGUAGCAAGACGGGAGACAUCAUCCGCGAGACCAUGGCAAAGGGGCUCACUGUGCCUCUGGGGUCUCGGCCAAGUGUUGGAGCAGGCUUGUGGCUUCAAGGCGGCAUCGGACAUCUGUCCAGGCUCCACGGGCUCGCUUGUGACGCUAUUGUUGGUGCGCUUGUCGUCAGCGUCAACUCGGCAAAGAUUCUAUGCAUCGGUCAUGUACCUGCGCAACACCAGCCAAUCGGUGCCAUACGCCCAGAGAACGAGGAAGGACUGCUAUGGGCUAUCAAAGGAGCGGGAACCAACUUUGGGAUCGUCAUUAGCGUUGUUUUUGCGGCACAGCCGGCCCCAGCGUUCUUGGUCAGGAACUGGGUCAUACCGCUGCGUGACGGCGAUGAGGCGCAACGCAAGCUUGCCGAGUUUGACCGGGGUAUUGCCAGUCAACUUUCUCGGCAUAAUUCUGCUGACGCUUAUCUAUACUGGAACACUGGAAAACUCCAUCUCGGCGUUACCAUGUACGAAGCUUCGACUGCUGGGGAAGUGCCUAGAACACCCAUGCCUAUCUCCACACCCGUGGCCACGAUUCUGGGUCCGGAGCACAACAGCAAGAUCGUUGACAGCGUCAGCCUCUUUGAGACUGAGAUGUACAUGUCAGGUAUGCACGGCGGUCACGCUGGAGGCAAGACAUCUUCGUUCAAACGCUGCCUAUUCCUCAAGGAUAUCGGAAGUGCCAUGGUUGCAAACGCGUUAGCAUCAGCCGUCCGGACUCGCCCCUCUCCGCUCAGUUACCUUCACCUCCUCCAAGGCGGCGGAGCAAUCCGUGACGUGCCGGUAUCAGCCACCGCCUUCGGCUGCCGUGACUGGGACUUUGCCUGCGUCAUCACCGGUGUCUGGCCCCGCGCGCAAGACGGAUCUGUUGCUGCCCGGGUGGCGACGGAGUGGGUCUACACCGUCGCCGAGACCUUGCUACCGUUCAGUACCGGAGUUUACGGUGCCGACCUUGGACCGGAUCCCCGGGAUGCAACGCUGGCAGCUAGAGCCUUCGGUUCAAACGGUCCUCGUCUAGCUCGCCUCAAAUGUCUUGCAGAUCCACGUCGUGUACUUGCUUACACCUGCCCUCUUCCACUGCGACCAACUGAACCAGGCCUCAUUAUCGCGGUUACUGGGGACAGCUGUGCCGGCAAAGACUACUGCGCUAAGAUCUGGGGUGACUUUUUCAACCGAUGUGGCAACAUUGCGCGUGUUGCCAGUAUAAGCGAUACCAUCAAGCGGGAGUUCUCGGCGGUUGCGGGUGUGGACUUAAAUCGAUUGCUCAGCGACCGAGAGUAUAAGGAGAAGCACCGGCCGGGCUUGACGGCGUUCUUCCAUGACCGCGUACGUGAGAACUCUCAUCUACCAGUGGAUAACUUCCUAAACGUUGUCUACGGCGCUGCUAGUGCGGAUGUACUGCUCAUUACAGGCAUGAGGGAUGAGGCACCUGUCGCAACUUUGGGCCACCUCGUGCCGAAUAGCAGACUGAUUGAGGUUCGGAUCAGCGCCGGAUCUGGUGUCAAACAACGUCGGCAAGGAUUCUGCAAUGACACAGAAGGUCGCGAUGACUCACAGAAGGAGGAUGGCAAGCGAGCAACGCGUGUAAGGGACUGCAGGCCCAACUUGUCAUUCCACAACAACAUCGCGGGAAGUGACAAUGCGAGAGCCUUUGCAGAGAAUCGUCUCUUCCCAUUCAUACAUCAAGACCUAAAACGGCUAAGCGAUAUGGUGCGUAUCGUACCAGACUUCCCAAGUCCUGGCAUCGACUUUCGCCACAUCCUCGACAUUGCCCAGACACCGGGUGGUCUGGCAUUAUGCACCUCUCUCUUCCAGUCUCACUUCACGGGAAUUUGGUCAAAUGUCAACGCCAUUAUCAGCUGCGAGGCGGGCGGCUAUAUCUUUGCGUCAGCACUGGCGUUGCAGGUUGGUCUACCCUUGGUCCCGAUCCGAGAGGCCGGCAAGCUACCGCCGCCGGUUGUUUCUGUCGCCAAGUCUGUGUCCCACAUCUCAUCGGGGCCGAACAUGCUGGGAGGGAGAAGAUUUGAGAUGGAUCAAGAUGUGAUUCGGAGUGCAACGUCAGUUCUGAUUGUAGAUGACGUGUUCGCAUCUGGAGAAACAGUUUCCCGUGCCAUCAAGAGAAAUCUGAAGUGGGAAUUUGAUGAAGGGCAGGAAGGCAACAAGAUGAUCAUGCCUUGGCUUUGUCUAUUGACGGUGCUGUUAGACAUGUUGGUUAAGAAGUAUGCGUUUUGGAUGACCAUUCUCUUGGUCUGGAAGGAACUGGAUUGGCCGCCGCCGUUGGAAGUGACUAGUCGCGCGAGUAGCGAGGAGACAAAGAAUGUUAGACGUGUUCUUCCAACUCCGUUUACCCCGCUCCGUAAGACCCCCAACACUCUCCGUCCUUUUUACCCCGCGUAUCUAUCCAAGGCUUUCAUCUUGACCAUCAUCACAUUUCAGCAAAAAAUGACCAAAUCAGAGCUUCAGUACUGGGCUCCAAGUGGGGCCAUCUUUCCCGGAGGGCCCAGUACAUGGUACAUUCUCAGUGAUGACCAGAGAAGAAUAAUAGCAGUCACUAUGGAUGGGCAGCAAGAAAGCGAGGAUCUAGCCGUGGAAAUCCUCAAGAAAAUUAUCGAUACUCUGCCGGCUGAUGUGUACGCAAUCAAAGUCUCUCCAGAAGGGAGUUUGGUUUCCAUGUCCAACGACCCCGAAGAUGACGAAACCUUUUGCGUAUAUUAUCCGCCUCUAGAGGAGGUCCAACGGCCUGAGGGUAUCAGAAUAAUCAUUCGCUCUGAGCUCAAGGAAAUUGAUCGGCUCGGUCCCGACACUGAUCUUGUGUCGUAUCAGCUACAUCCAAACGACAAUGAACCAAUGAAAGUCGUCUUCAAAUACUACUUUAUUUUCCAGUUCAUUCAAAGGGUUUGGAAUGAACUGAAUCUGUGGAUGCGUCUCCCUCGGCACCCAAAUAUUGUUCCUUUCGAUCGGCUGGUGGUGGAUGAACUGAAGGGCCGCGUUGUUGGGUUCACAAGUGUAUUUAUUCCUGGCGGAACACUUGAGGAUGACCAAUCCCGCGUGUUCAAACUCAGAUGGUUCGAGCAGUUGACUAAUGUCGUGGACGUUCUCAACCUGAAGCACGGCAUCAUGCAUCAAGAUAUUGCUGCAAGGAAUCUAUUAGUCGAUCCGUCGACAGAUAGCUUGCAGCUGUUUGACUUCAACUUCUCGGGCCGCAUCGGAGGUCCCUGUUAUAUCGAAAAUCGGAACGAUGUCAAUGGUGUUAUCUUCACCCUGUACGAGAUCAUUACUCGCGAUGACCAUUUCAGGCAUGUGCCCCACGAGGAACAGAACCCGGAUGAUGUUCAAGGGCUGUCCACGUGGCCCAAGCAUCCAGAGGUACAGCUCGACCAUCCGGUGUCGGAAUAUCGAUCAUAUCUCAAUCGCUGGGUGAAAAGGAGGCGGGAAGAGAAAGGUAUCUCUGUUUAUACGGAAGCGCCAGAGCCAAUAGACUGGCCUCCGCUCCAAACUCCGAGAAGAGAGUACACCGCCGUUGAUAAGGAAGGAAAUGAAACUGUCCAGCUGAAAACGGAUUGGAGCAGAUUACGCCGCAACGAGAGAAAGGAAGGCAACAUCACGCUGGAAUGGCAACGCCCACCGCGGAACAAAGUUUUGCAAGAUGAUAGGAGUUAA